Setaria italica (foxtail millet) is the source of this 789-nucleotide messenger RNA. RefSeq names its product phosphoribosylaminoimidazole carboxylase, chloroplastic-like. Gene Ontology annotation, molecular function: ATP binding; metal ion binding. Bases 1 to 789 code for a protein of 262 amino acids. Lineage: Eukaryota; Viridiplantae; Streptophyta; Magnoliopsida; Poales; Poaceae. The record is from RefSeq and is a predicted model, not a curated record. Gene Ontology annotation, cellular component: chloroplast. The transcript has 6 exons.
AUGAUCCUCCACCGCAGCUUAAGCUCCUCCACCGCCGCCGCCCCGCCAGCCGAGGACGACGACUUCGCCACAGGUAAGCCGCCACCGCCUCCUCCUCCAAAAUUCCUCCGUUCACUAGGGGAAUUCUCAGGCCAGCUGGGGAAGAUGCUCUGCCAGGCCGCGAGCCAGAUGGGGAUUAUGAUUGUCAUCCUGGACCCCCUUCAGGACUGCCCGGCCAGCUCUGUUUGCCACGAGCACGUCGUGGGGAGCUUCAACGACGGUGACACGGUCCGGGAGUUUGCCAAGAGGUGUGGGGUCCUAAUAGUGGAGAUUGAACAUGUUGAUGCCGUCACACUUGAGAAGCUAGAACAACAGGGUGUCGACUGCGAGCCUAAAGCCUCCACGAUAAUGAUUAUUCAGGACAGAUACAGGCAGAAAAAUCAUUUCUCAAAAUUUGGGAUCCCUUUGCCUAACUUCAUGGAAGUAGAUACUUCACACAGUAUAGAGGAAGCAGGGGAAAGGUUUGGCUAUCCUCUAAUGGUAAAAGGCAAGAGGUUAGCAUAUGAUGGUCGAGGCAAUGCUGUUGCCCAAAACAAAGAGGAGCUAUCUUCUGUUGUUGCUUUAUUCAGAGUACCCAUCAAGACUCAGUCACUUCUUGGACUUGAUUCCCUCCUAUCUAUUGUGCAAUUAGGUGCUCACCAGGGCCUCACUAGCGCAAAUGACAUUCAUCGCUACUUGAAUGAUAACCACCUAAGGGUGUUCGCAUGUUUUUUUGCUAAUAACAGCAUACCAGAGCUCCCAGAUAAAUGA